Eimeria tenella is the source of this 1392-nucleotide messenger RNA. RefSeq names its product DNA-damage inducible protein, putative. Bases 1 to 1392 code for a protein of 463 amino acids. Lineage: Eukaryota; Apicomplexa; Conoidasida; Eucoccidiorida; Eimeriidae. Gene Ontology annotation, biological process: proteolysis. The transcript has 6 exons. Gene Ontology annotation, molecular function: protein binding; aspartic-type endopeptidase activity. The record is from RefSeq and is a predicted model, not a curated record.
AUGCAGAUCACUGUCACUGACGCCGACGGCCAGGCUUUUGCCCUGGAUCUCACGGGGGAGGCGGAAGUCUCUGCGUUGAAAGACAUAAUUUCGGUGGAGUUGAACAUACCCCCAGAACACCAGCGGAUUCUUCUAGAUGGCCGGCCCCUGCCGAGCAGUGCGCGCACUCUGGCCGACGCUGGCGUGGCCGAGGGAGCCAUGCUCCUUGUCUUCAACGACAGCGCAGCAGCAGCAGCAGCAGCAGCAACCGGCGCUGCCGCAGCUGCUGCUGCGCCUGCUGCUAAUGCGCAGCGCCUGCAGCAGCAGCAGCAGCAGCAGCUGAGGCCAGCACCCCAGGCGCUGCAGCGCCAGCAGCAGCGAGGCCUCCUGCCCCUGGACUUCUCCAGCAUAGUUGUGGACGGCGGCCGCGUUGCCCAGUUCCCAGCAGGGGGGGGCCCGGGCCCCCCCCGCAGCCCUGCUGCUGCUUCUGCUGCUGCUCCUGCAGCAGCUUCAGCAGCAGCAGCAGCAGUUGGCCCUGCUGCGCGUCUAGCUGCCCCGGAUGUUGCUGCUCACCUGAAGCUGCUGGUGAGGCGGCGGGCCGAAGAAGCAGUUGCUGCUGCUGUUGCUGAUGCUGCUUCUUUAGCUCUAAUUAGGGCCCACAAUCCUGUUUUAGGAGAAGCCAUAAAGGCAGCAGUUGACGAGAGACAGCAGCAGCAGCAGCAGCAGCAACAGGGAGAGCCAGGCCCAGCGUUCACGCGGCUCAUGGACACCCUUGAAAAAGAAUACACAAACCAAAUCAAAGCCGAAGACGAGCGGUGGCGGCGGAUGGCAGCGAUUCAGCGGGAUCCUCUGUCUGCUGAGGCCCAGAGAAUGCUUUUGGAAGAUCUGCAGCAAGAAAGAAUAAAUGAAAACUAUUCAAUGGCUCGCGAGCACCUGCCGGAGGGUUUCGGGUCGGUGUGCAUGCUGUACGUACACCUGGAGAUCAACGGGGUGGCGUGCAAAGCUUUCGUCGACAGCGGCGCGCAACAGUCCAUUUUAUCUCUCGCUUUCGCGGAAAAAUGUUCUUUAUCUUCUUUAAUUGACAAAAGAUUCGCAGGACUCGCGCUGGGAGUGGGCAGGGCCCCCAUUAUUGGCCGCGUUCAUCUUGCACCCCUCAAGCUCGGCAGCAAGUUCUGCCCCUGCAGCUUCAUCGUUCUCGAAGACUCCAAAAUGCAAAUGCUGCUGGGCCUCGACAUGCUCAAGAGGUACCAAAUGGUCAUCGACUUGAAGAAAAACGUCCUCGUCGUCGAAGGAGAAGAAAUUCCUUUUCUUUCGGAAGCUCAAAUUGAUAAAGGACUUUUUGGAACUGGCGAGAGCCAUGAAGAGGUGGAGGCAGCAGCAGCAAAAACAGAAACAGAAAACGGGGCGAAGUAG